CCCGGCCUUGACGGGGGCGGAGGCUAAGCCUUUGAAAGCGCCGGAACCCCGCGAGCUCGUUCUCCGUGGGUUACCCUCCGGCGUUAGCUUUAAUUGAAUAGGAUCUCAGACUUCUGCAUAGCAUCAGAGGCUUGGCUGUUAAAAUCAACCGCGUCGCGACCUUUUAGCCGCCGUCAGAAACCCAUGUCCGUGGCAGACGUUGCCGAGGGCAAGGAUUACUCCUUUCCGAAGGAGGAGGAAAAGAUCUUAGAUCUAUGGGAUAGACUGGACGCUUUUAAGGAGCAGCUGCGCCGGACGGAGGGCAAGCCUGAGUACAUCUUUUAUGAUGGACCGCCAUUUGCGACCGGCCUGCCACACUAUGGACACAUCCUGGCAGGCACGCUCAAGGAUAUUGUUACUCGCUAUGCCGCGGCAACCGGCCACCACGUCACACGUCGCUUUGGCUGGGACUGCCACGGCCUUCCUGUGGAGUACGAGAUCGACAAGAAGCUCAAUGUGAAGUCUCGCGACGAUGUUCUCAAGAUGGGCAUCGGCACCUAUAACGAGGAGUGCCGCAGCAUUGUCAUGAGGUACUCGAAAGAAUGGGAGAAGACGGUGAAGCGGUUGGGUCGCUGGAUCGAUUUUGAGAACGACUACAAGACCUUGGACCCCUCGUUCAUGGAGAGCGUGUGGUGGGUCUUCUCGCAGCUAUACGAGAAGGGCCUAGUGUACCGCGGGUUCAAGGUGAUGCCCUUCUCUACCGCCUGCUCCACGCCGCUGUCCAACUUCGAGGCGGGACUCAAUUACAAGGACGUCAGCGACCCAGCUGUCAUGGUGUCCUUCCCGGUGAUUGACGACCCUGAUGGUGCGGCUCUGGUGGCCUGGACGACCACUCCCUGGACCCUUCCCUCCAACGUGGCGCUGUGCGUGCACCCGGAGCUGAUCUACGUCAAGGUCCGCGACAACGACAAGAAGAAGGUCUUCAUUGUGGCAGAGGCGCGACUGGCAGCCCUGCCCGGCGCCGUACCCAAACCCAAAAAGGGCGCUAAGAAGGACGACAAGCCGGAGGGUGGCUUUGAGGUGUUGGCCAAGAUGCCCGGCAAGGACCUCGUGGGGCUGCGCUACACACCUCUCUUUGACUUCUUCGCCACGCUGGCGGCCCCUGCCGGCUCGUCCAAGGGCGCGUUCCGGGUGGUGGCCGACACGUACGUCACCGACGACAGCGGUACCGGCGUCGUACACCAGGCCCCUGCCUUCGGUGAGGACGACUACCGGGUGUGCCUGGCUAACGGUGUGUGUGAGAAGGGCGACUCACUGCCAUGCCCUGUGGACCUCAACGGCCGCUUCACGGAGGAGGUGCACCUGUUCAAGGGACUCCAUGUUAAGGACGCCGACAAGGAAAUCGUCGCGGCCAUCAAAGAGGCAGGUCGCCUGGUGGACAACUCCGCCAUCACCCACUCGUACCCCUUCUGCUGGAGAUCUGACACGCCGCUCAUCUACCGCGCCGUGCCCUCCUGGUUCGUCAAGGUGGAGCAGAUUAAGGACCGGCUGCUGCACAACAACACGUUGACAUACUGGGUUCCUAGCUACGUGAAGGAGAAGCGCUUCCACAAUUGGUUGGAGAACGCGCACGACUGGGCGGUCAGUCGCAGCCGCUUCUGGGGCACCCCCAUCCCGAUCUGGGUUAGCGAGGACGGCGAGGAGCUCGUGUGCAUCAGGUCCAAGGCGGAACUGGAGGAGCUCACUGGAGAGAAGGUAACGGACCUUCACCGCCAUUUCAUCGACCACCUGACCAUUCCCUCGAAGCGCCCCGGCCAGCCGCCCCUGCGCCGGGUGGAUGACGUUUUUGACUGUUGGUUUGAGAGUGGCUCCAUGCCGUACGGUCAGUUGCACUACCCGUUCGAGAAUAAGGAGCUCUUUGAAGCCAACUUCCCCGCGGACUUCGUGGCAGAGGGUCUGGACCAGACUCGUGGCUGGUUCUACACGCUCAUGGUGCUAUCCACUGCGUUGUUCGACAAGCCUGCCUUCAAGCACCUAGUGUGUAACGGCCUGGUGCUGGCGGCGGACGGUAAAAAGAUGAGCAAGCGACUGAAGAACUACCCGGACCCCACUGAGGUGAUUGACAAGUACGGUGCUGAUGCGCUGCGGCUGUACCUGAUCAACUCGCCCGUCGUACGCGCAGAGACGCUCAGGUUCAAGGAGGAGGGCGUCUUUGCGGUGGUCAAGGAUGUUUUCCUCCCAUGGUAUAAUGCAUACCGCUUCCUGGUGCAGAACAUCCUGCGGCUGGAGUUGGAGGCGGGUACCCGCUUCAGCCCCAUCCCUCCCUCCGAGCUACGGCCCACCAACGUUUUGGACCGAUGGAUUGGUGCAGCAUCUCGCUCACUGACGGCGUACGUGACGGCGGAAAUGGGCGCCUACCGCCUGUACACCGUGGUGCCGUACCUGGUGAAAUUUAUUGACAGCUUAACCAACGUGUACGUGCGCUACAAUCGCAAGCGGCUCAAAGGCUCUAAGGGCGAGGAGGAUGCCAAGGUGGCGCUGUCUUGCCUCUACAACGUGCUGAUGGACGUGUGCAAGGUGAUGGCUCCCUUCACUCCCUUCCUGACGGAGUCGAUGUAUCAGAACCUGCGCGGGGCGCUGCCCCCCGGGGAGUCCCCCGAGUCGGUGCACUGGUGCGACUUUCCUUCAGCCCGCGCCUCCGAGGAGGGAGACGAGCGCAUCCAGCAGUCCGUAGACCGGAUGCAGCGCGUCAUUGAGUUGGGUCGUACCAUUCGCGAGCGGCGCAACAAGCCCCUCAAGAACCCGCUCACAAAGCUGGUGGUGGUGCACUCUGAUACUGACUUUUUGGACGACAUUCAGGGCGAGUUGCGCGAGUACGUGGAGAGCGAGCUCAACGUGCGGUCGUUGGAGGUGUGCGCGGACCCGCUCAAGUAUGCUUCCUUGCGCGCCCAGCCGGACUGGCAGGUGCUGGGCAAGCGGCUAGGCAAGGCGAUGGGUGCGGUGGCCAAUGCGAUUAAGGACCUGACCGCGGAUCAGAUCUUGUCGUACGAAAAGACUGGAUCUAUUGAGCUGGCAGGCCACGUCAUCGAGGCAGGCGAGAUCAAGGUCCUACGUGACUUCCGAGUUCCAGAGGGCGUGUCCGCCGAGGACGUGGACGCCAACGGCGAUGGAGAGGUGCUGGUGGUGCUGGACUUGCGGGUGGAUGAGAGCUUGGUGGCGGCUGGGCUGGCUAGGGAGAUGGUGAACAGGUUCCAGAAGCUUCGAAAGUCGGCCGGUCUUGUGCUCACUGACAAGGUGGAUGUCUUUUACGAUCCAGCUCCGGAACCGGUCUCUACCGCCGCAUCGCUUGCCGGCCUCGUUGCCUCCCACGCCGACUAUCUUCGGGAGUCUUUGGGCGUAAACGUCCUGCCUGCGUCGUCCCGGCCGCUAUCUUCCAUUAUCAUCGCCACGGAGCGUACGACGAUUGGCGGCAGCGGCAGCUCCACAGCUGCCGCCAGUGGCGAGGACGGCCCGACGACGGCAGCCGCUGUAGCGCUGCCAUUCACGGCCAUCCUGGCAACGCCAGCCGCGACGACGGCAGCGGCGCCGCUGCUGGCGGCAUGCGCCGGUUCAGCGGAGCUGGCGGAGGCGGUGUCAGUGGUGCUGGCGUCACGGGACCUUACUAAGCUGCAGGCAGAAGCGGCAGAGGGGGGGGGGGAGGUGACGGUGCGGGUCAACGGGAGCUCGGUUGAUUUGACUGUGGGUAAGGAACUCUUUUUCUCGGCUUCGGCCGCAGCUGCUGCGGCACCCAGCUCCUAA
Messenger RNA from Volvox carteri f. nagariensis, 3777 nucleotides. RefSeq lists its product as uncharacterized. NCBI's taxonomy places the organism in Eukaryota, Viridiplantae, Chlorophyta, Chlorophyceae, Chlamydomonadales, Volvocaceae. The transcript has 23 exons. Gene Ontology annotation, biological process: isoleucyl-tRNA aminoacylation. The coding region runs from base 184 to 3777 and encodes 1197 amino acids. Gene Ontology annotation, molecular function: aminoacyl-tRNA deacylase activity; tRNA binding; ATP binding. The record is from RefSeq and is a predicted model, not a curated record.